GAGAGAGAGAGAGAGAGAGACAGAGUGGGAGAGAGAGUUUCGUAACUCAGGGAAGUUUGGUGGAGCCAUCGAUCACCGGAGCGUCUUGUUUUCGCGGAGCCUGAUGUCAGUGACACGGCGGAGGGCUGAUCGUCGCCUGCGUCACUUUUUCACCGGAGCUGCCUGAUUGAGUUUCUCACCGAGAGGGAGCUUUUGCCGUUCAGCAAGGCAGCUGUGAAACUACCGUCUCUCCCCCAGGAACAGACUGUAUCCUCCAUCUGAGAAGAGCUUGGCCUGUGCAGCCAUGCUGAUGUAUGAUUACCCUCUGAAGACAGACAUGGAGACGUCAUUCUACUCUUCGUUAGUGAAAACCCCGGAGCCAUACAGAGUGAUCUUCCCCCAUCCCGCCCCCCUCUAUCACACGCACAUGCACACCUUCACCCAGUCCCACUCCCCCAGCAACCCCACACACACCCAGCUGGAGCCAGUGGACCUGUCACUCAGUAAGCGCUCCUCCUCCAGCUCCUCUUCCUCCUCCCCUCCAUGCUCCUCCGCCUCCUCCCCGGCCUCCUCGCGGAGCUCCCCGCCCUCGCCUUACAGCAUGGCGAGCCGCGCCUCCCCCCGCUGCUCCCCUCCACACUCCCAGCUGCGCUCCUCGCCCUCCCACGGUGUCCCGCCGCCCAAUCCCUCACUUCCGUACCCAACCAUGGUGGCUCCUCUCAUCAGCUCGGGCUCCGGGGUCAUCCAGGGGUCAGGGGUCAUGGUGUCUCCAGUCAUGGUUCCUUUGUCCGUCCUCUACUCCUCGCCUCUCCACCUGCACCAGCCAAUAAUGGUGAGCCCACCUGUUGCCUGUGACGACGACCAUCAUCGAAGCAGAGAGCACAAAACAGUUCAUUCCACGAAGCCCAUGGAGCUGCGAGGCGACACCCAUGAUUUGCACAAGCCAAUCAAAACAGAGCCUUGCCCUGAGUUCACUCAUGACCCCCUCAGCAGCCAUGAGAUGAAAUCAUCCGUCAUCAGGAUACCACACGAAUAUGAGGGCAACAACCCAUCAGUAAUAGUUCAUUCGGGCACAAAGCAUCCUCUCCCUGCUGACUCUCCUGAUUCACUGAAAAAGCGACGAAUUCACCGCUGCGACUUCACCGGCUGCAACAAAGUGUACACCAAGAGCUCUCACCUCAAAGCACACCGCAGGACACACACUGGUGAGAAACCCUACAAGUGCAUGUGGGAAGGCUGCACGUGGAAGUUCGCCCGUUCAGACGAGCUUACGAGACACUUCCGCAAGCACACAGGAGUCAAACCGUUCCAGUGUCCCGACUGUGAACGCAGCUUCUCCCGCUCUGACCACCUGGCUUUGCACAAGAAACGCCACCUCCUGGUGUGAAACAGUGCCGGGGGCAACUUGAAAGGAACUCGGCGCUGGUUUUCUACGUCGGACUGUACCACUUUGACUUGAGGUUUUUUGUUUUUAAAGAGCUGGGCUUAAACAUUGGACUCCAACAGGGAGUGGGGAAAUGUUCCUCAGGGUGCAAGUUUUCACCUCAUUAGCCUGAAUAAUGAGCUGGUGUUAUCCAUCAGAUUUAUCAUCAGCUCUCUUUGACAUUGUAAUAGAAUUGUAGGUGUUGUACCAGACCUCUGAUCAACUACGGAAAGUCCAGACCCUUUUUUUAAGAAGAGGCUGCAACAUCUCAGCUGGCCUGAGAACAGCGUCCUCUUGUGGCCACAGAACCAAACUGCAUUGACACCCGCUGUUGAAGCCACACAGCAUGCUCAAGCUUCUUUUUGCAUUUUUUCUGCAUGCAUUCAAGUAAGAAUUGUGGACCUACACACACACACACACACACACACACACAAACACACACACACACACACACACACACACACACACACACACACACGUGUCACUUGCUAGCUAGGCCAAUAUAAUGUGAAACUCUCCAGAAUGUAUCAUAUCACAUCUACUGUGCAUUGUGUCAUACUUCAGCUUUCUUUCAUCAGCGCAGCUACCUGUGACAUAACGCUAAUGCUAACUCCUCCUUCAUGGACCGACCACAAAAAAAAAACACCACACACCUCAUCUGCCUCUACCAGCUUACAUCAUGAAGGUAGCUAGAGGUAGCUAAUGCUCGCAUUCCCUUGUACAUACAUGCAAAUGUUUAACAGCACACACAGCAGAAUACAUGCACUUAAUAAAAGCAGCUCAGCCUC
Molecule: messenger RNA, 2190 nt
Organism: Seriola dumerili (greater amberjack)
Lineage: Eukaryota; Metazoa; Chordata; Actinopteri; Carangiformes; Carangidae
Gene: klf3
Product: Kruppel like factor 3
Exons: 6
Coding region: 284-1366 (360 amino acids)
Biological process (GO): regulation of transcription by RNA polymerase II
Molecular function (GO): RNA polymerase II cis-regulatory region sequence-specific DNA binding; DNA-binding transcription factor activity, RNA polymerase II-specific
Source: RefSeq, a predicted model, not a curated record